GGGACAUAUGGUGUGGGCGGAGCCAGAGGCAGUGCUCGGGGCGGAAGCCCCAACCUUCUUCCCUGGCGAGUUAGAAGCUGCCCCUCACCGAGGUAAGAUGGAAUGGGUCGUGAGUCCCAAGCAUUCUCUACUACCUGGUUUUCGGGCGGCUGUGCGCGGACGCCUAGACCUGCGGUGGUGAUAGCAGCGGGGAAUGGUGACGAUCUCUGCACCCUUCCCGCCGCGGAGGAGAAUGGCGCUCAAACAGAUUUCCAGCAACAGGUGCUUUGGCGGGCUCCAGAAAGUUUUCGAACAUAGCAGUGUUGAGCUGAAAUGUAAAAUGAGAUUUGCUGUCUACCUACCACCCCAGGCCGAGAGUGGAAAGUGUCCAGCGCUUUACUGGCUGUCUGGUUUAACUUGCACAGAACAAAAUUUCAUAUCAAAGUCUGGCUAUCAGCAAGCUGCCUCAGAGCACGGCCUUGUGGUCAUUGCCCCUGAUACCAGCCCUCGUGGCUGCAAUAUCAAAGGAGAAGAUGACAGCUGGGACUUCGGCACUGGUGCUGGGUUUUAUGUGAAUGCCACUGAAGAUCCUUGGAAAGCUAACUACAGAAUGUACUCUUACGUCACCGAGGAGCUUCCACAACUCAUAAAUGCCAAUUUCCCAGUGGACCCACAGAGGAUGUCUAUUUUUGGUCACUCCAUGGGAGGCCACGGAGCUCUGAUUUGUGCUUUGAAAAAUCCUGGAAAAUACAGAUCUGUGUCAGCAUUUGCUCCAAUUUGCAACCCUGUGCUGUGUUCUUGGGGCAAAAAAGCUUUUAGUGGAUAUUUGGGACCAGAUGAAAGUAAAUGGAAGGCAUACGAUGCGACCUGUCUCGUGAAGGCCUAUUCGGGUUCCCAGAUUGACAUCCUAAUCGAUCAAGGAAAAGAUGACGAGUUUCUUUCAAAUGGGCAGUUACUCCCUGAUAACUUCAUAGCUGCCUGCACAGAGAAGAAAAUCCCUGUUGUGUUUAGACUACAAGAGGGUUAUGAUCAUAGCUACUACUUCAUUGCAACUUUCAUCGCUGACCACAUCAGACACCAUGCUAAGUACCUGAAUGCAUGAAAAGCCUCAGCCAAGAGAAUCUCAUCAGGAGGCCGGAAGGGAAUCAACAGGAGUGCUGACUUCCUCGCAGAAGAUCAUGCUCCUGCAGCUGAAUCGCUUUUCUGAAUAAAUAUAUCAAACUUUCUGGUUUAAAUUGUUAUUUUACCACCAUUCACGUAGGAGUUUAAUGCUUGGUAGGUUUUCUGAGUCAUUUGGAAUUCCCUGUUAAGUAGCCUCAAGCCAUAGACUGUGACUGCAGCUCUCUUGGUGGUGUAUGUUCAAGAACUUAAAGGGAAUUUAGCACAAGUUUUUCAUCCCAUCAGACGUUAGGCCACUAGCUCUUCUUACUGCGUACCUUUCUCUCCUGUCUGUCGAGGAUCUGAUUUCUAGAAGGCAAUGAUGGCCAGUCAUUAAGAGGAUAGGGAAACGGGCACAGGAGAGUCAGGCACACUGUCUGUGGCAGACUUCCUCAGUGCUAGUCCAGUUUUUUCUUCCUUGAUGAGCUGAACGCAUUUGUAAAUUUUGUUUGGGGGUUUGUUGAGUCUCUCAAGAUUAUAUAGUAAGACCCAAUCUGAAAAUAAUGUAAGGAGAUAAACUGUAUACUACUAUCAACAACUACUUUAUCUUAGUUACAUGGAGAAGUUUUUCUUAGUGAGCUCACAGAGAAAAGUCACUGGUCUCUGUAAAUACCCACACUGCUCCCCGAAAAGAUCAAUAGAUAAUGCUUUUUGAAACGUGCUAAGAAGCCAGUUCUUCUGUUAACACAAAGGUUGUGUCCUAUUUUGCCUUCCUUGUGUUUUAGGGUAAAACACCAUGACUAAAAGCAACAUAAGGAGGAAAAGGUUUAUUUGUCAGUCACUGAGGGAAGUCGGGGCUGGUAAUAGACAAGUGGGUACUCCUUACUGGUUUACUCUCCAUGCCUUGCUUAGCCUGCUUUCUUAGAGUAACCGGGACCACAUUCCCAGGGGCAGUACUGCCACAGUGGGCUAGAUCCUCUCAUAUCAAUCAAGAAAAGAUUUGCCUAACAGGACAAUCUAAUAAAGGCUAAAUUCUGUAGCUAU
This is a messenger RNA of Mus musculus (house mouse), 2121 nucleotides long. RefSeq names its product esterase D/formylglutathione hydrolase (gene Esd). The transcript is spliced from 9 exons. Lineage: Eukaryota; Metazoa; Chordata; Mammalia; Rodentia; Muridae. Gene Ontology annotation, biological process: formaldehyde catabolic process. Gene Ontology annotation, molecular function: identical protein binding; S-formylglutathione hydrolase activity; hydrolase activity, acting on ester bonds. The record is from RefSeq and is marked validated. The coding region runs from base 194 to 1081 and encodes 295 amino acids. Gene Ontology annotation, cellular component: cytosol; cytoplasm; cytoplasmic vesicle.